This is a messenger RNA of Saccoglossus kowalevskii, 724 nucleotides long. Its product is annotated as adenosine 3'-phospho 5'-phosphosulfate transporter 2-like. The record is from RefSeq and is a predicted model, not a curated record. NCBI's taxonomy places the organism in Eukaryota, Metazoa, Hemichordata, Enteropneusta, Harrimaniidae. Gene Ontology annotation, cellular component: endoplasmic reticulum membrane; Golgi membrane. Gene Ontology annotation, biological process: 3'-phosphoadenosine 5'-phosphosulfate transport; transmembrane transport. Gene Ontology annotation, molecular function: 3'-phosphoadenosine 5'-phosphosulfate transmembrane transporter activity.
CUUGGUGGUGUCCUUAUACAAGGUAAACGGUAUGGUAUUAUAGAUGUUGUAGCUGCAUUAUGCAUGAGUAUUGGUCUCAUACUGUUUACAUUAGCGGAUGUCAAAGUAUCACCCAAUUUUGACCACAUAGGUGUUGUGUUGAUAUCGAUGGCUCUGUUUGCUGAUGCUGCUAUUGGAAAUGUACAAGAAAAGACAAUGAAACAAUAUAAUGCCACCAAUACUGAAGUGGUAUUUUAUUCAUAUUUUAUUGGAUUUAUUUAUAUUUUGUGUGGUCUACUUAUCCAUGGUAGUUUGUACAAUGCAUUCCAGUUUUUUGCACAGCAUCCAAUGAAGACCUAUGGUUAUGCUUUGAUAUUUUCUAUCACUGGAUAUCUUGGGAUAUCAUUUGUCUUAGCGCUUAUUAAAUUACUUGGUGCUCUUGUUGCUGUAACCGUGACCACAUGUCGUAAAGCAGUCACCAUUAUAUUAUCAUUUAUGUUUUUUACAAAACCAUUCACAGUACAGUAUAUAUGGUCAGGGCUGAUUGUAAUGUUUGGAAUAUUCCUUAAUGUUUACAGUAAAAAUAGAGUCACAAUGAAUAAUAUGGUUGCAAACUUUAUCAGGAAAAUACUUAUUAAUAUUCAAAUCAAAAGACAAAAAUAUUCUCAAACUACUUUUGAUGUGUAACAGAUCACAUAAUUUUGUAUUAUUGUAGUUUUUUCAUUAUGUUACUAUGUUAUUAGCC